AGAUAACAAAAAAAAAAAACGGAGGAAACCGGCAAUAACCGGUUGAUUGUGCACGGCAGAAUCCCGCUCGUGUCCACUCCAUAUAUACCCCAAAACCAUAUCCUCUGUUUCUUCACUCCCAUCUCUCGACUCCCAACCUCAACUCUCUCUAUCUCAUAGUCAGCCAGCAACUUCCCCUUCAAUUUUCAACUCCCCGUAGCAUCAGAGAUUCAGAGUAUGACGAAAGAAGUAGUCGGAGAAGGAGGUUCCUUCACGGCGAAGGACUACCACGACCCACCGCCGGCCCCGCUGAUCGACGCUGCGGAGCUGGGCCAGUGGUCCUUCUACAGAGCCUUGAUCGCCGAGUUCAUCGCCACACUCCUCUUCCUCUACAUCACCGUCCUCACCGUCAUCGGCUAUAAGUCCCAGUCCGACCCUCUCCAUAGCAAGGGCGACCCCUGCGCCGGCGUCGGCAUCCUCGGCAUCGCCUGGGCCUUCGGCGGCAUGAUCUUCGUCCUCGUCUACUGCACCGCCGGCAUCUCCGGUGGCCACAUUAACCCGGCGGUGACAUUCGGGCUGUUUCUGGCGAGGAAGGUGUCGCUGAUACGGGCGGUGAUGUACAUGGUGGCGCAAUGCUUGGGGGCAAUUUGCGGCGUGGGGUUGGUGAAGGCGUUUCAGAAGUCUUACUACACAAGGUACGGCGGCGGGGCAAAUUCUCUUAACGAUGGCUACAGCGCCGGCACCGGAUUGGGCGCGGAGAUCAUCGGAACUUUCGUGCUGGUUUACACCGUCUUCUCCGCCACCGACCCCAAGAGGAACGCUCGCGACUCCCAUAUCCCUGUAUUGGCACCACUUCCCAUUGGAUUUGCUGUCUUCAUGGUUCAUUUGGCUACAAUUCCGAUCACCGGCACCGGAAUCAACCCGGCGAGGAGCUUCGGAGCUGCUGUCAUCUUCAACCAAGAGAAGCCCUGGGAUGACCAUGUAAGCGUACACACAACCAUGAAUUCUAUAAACGAGACAAUUAAAACGAGUCAAUUCGAAUUACCUGCUCCAACCCAGGUAAUUGAAAUUGACUCAAAACGGAUUAAUUCAAAAUACCUCAGUCAGAUUGAUCCAUCCAAAAAAAUUUUGCUAGCAAACGAGGCAAUUUAGUACAAUUGUCUCAAAACGAGACAAUUGUGUCAAAUUGAUCCGUUACAAUUCCUCGUCCAAACUACCCUCUGUUUUUCCGGAGUAAUAUGAAGUACUGACACAGUAACAUGUAAUUGUUGUUGUCCUAAAUUGUGCUGUACAAUUUUCGAUUGCAGUGGAUCUUCUGGGUUGGACCCUUCAUCGGAGCUGCGCUGGCGGCCUUCUUCCACCAGUUCAUCUUGAGAGCCGGAGCUGUCAAGGCUCUUGGGUCGUUCAGGAGCAGCGCCAGUGCUGUGUAGAGUGCCAUUUUGCUUGUGUGCUUGAGAGUUGCAGUGGAUCUUCUAAUUAUUUGCUGUAGAAUUCUGUGGGCUGUAGCUUUCUUGCAUGUAUUCGAUCUUAAUUAUUUCUUCUUCUUCGAUCUUCUUCCAUUGCUGGAUUUCUGUGCCUUGUUAUCUGCUCUUCCUAUCAAGAUAGUGAAGUCAUGUGUAGUUCAAACUUCAAAUAUGGAAUCAUUGUGAACAAAGCAUGCUCCUCCGCCCACAAGCUGGUACCAAUUCCCUUUCUUCUGCAGCGUGACUGCUUCAGUUUCAAGUUUCAACUGCGACGCUAAAAUUUGGGUC
This is a messenger RNA of Linum tenue, 1730 nucleotides long. NCBI's taxonomy places the organism in Eukaryota, Viridiplantae, Streptophyta, Magnoliopsida, Malpighiales, Linaceae. The record is from the annotation of a GenBank genome assembly.